AUGCUGAAUUCGGCCAUAAUAUCCGCUUCAUCACACGAAUUUCGUCGUGGACAGGUUCCGGUUGAUAGUUCAUCAUUAUUAUCAUCGAUUCAUUACCUUAAUAAUACUGUUGUUACUAGCAAUAACAAAAAAUUACGAAAUUUCGUGGCUGAACGUAUUUUCAAAAAUAAGAAUUUACAUGCUGAAAUAUUGAAACGUCAAGCCAAUUGCACAACUGCUGCACAAUAUCGUGAACAAAUUAAAAAAGGCCAAUUACAUGAUGGUGCAAUCGAAAUUAAGGUCUUAUCUAAUUUAUGUGAUCUAUUCAUUCGGGUAGUUUCAAUGAAAGAAAACUAUCCAGACAGUACAAAUUUACCAUAUUUGGAAUAUGGGGACGAUGCAAAAACAACCAAGAAGUGUGUUUACAUCCUCUAUGAUGAAGAGGCAAAACAUUAUGAUCCAUUGUACAUAGUCAACAAAGAUAUUGAAGCUGAAAAAUUAACAAUUUUUGAACGUGAUAACACAGAAACGUUAUUAGAUCUUCUACGUACGUUUAUUCAAGAAAAACUUCAUGGUGUUAAUUCUAAAGAAUCAGAUUGUUGCAUUUCAUCUUGUACAACGGAAUCUCCAACUCAGAUAAAGGAUUUCAAUGCAGGUGAACAUUUAAUGGAUAUGAUUACUCUGAAGGCUGAUAGAAGUUCACCAGUUAAACGAAAAUUACCAAAUUAUCAGGAAUUAACGUUGGGUCAAGAUAUCGAAGAACAAUUAUCAUCCGAUGAGAGUAUUCUUAAUGAUCAAGAAGCAAAACAUGCAAAAAUUGACGAAGAUGAGUUCUUGGAAUCUCUUAAAACCGAUUCGGAAUUCCUAACAUUCGAAGAACUUUUCCAAACAGAUUUUGUUGCUUCUGAGUUUGAACCACAGAUCGAACAACAAUCAACAACGAAUAGCCCAGCAGCUUUAAGUCAGUUAAUAAAAAUGCUAUUGGAAGUAGAUAUUGCUGAAGGACAUCGUGGUCGUACACGUGGUGAAUUUAUACCUAAAAAAUCGGUAAAACGUAAUGGUCAACCAUCAGAACUUGGACCACCGCGUUAUUUUUCUGAUCAAAAUGGAAAUACUUAUCUAAAUUUAUUGAUGGCAGAGAGAAUUUUCUCAAAUAAUUUGCAUCAAAUUUACCUUGAAGUUGUCAUAAUUACAGACGAAAUCAAUGGCUAUGCGUAUAUUAAUCCAUACUUUAAAUUUAUGGUAGCGCCUAAUGAUCCUAAAGUAUCACCGGUUCUUAAUCCAAUAUAUAUGUUUGUGGAUCAUAAAAAAGAAUUAAGUAGUUAUUCAGACAUGCUGCGUCAAUUGAAGCUUCGACUAGUUGUCUAUACGCUUACACACAGAGAGUUAAUGGACUCUAAGCAACCUUUAACCAUUUUUUCAUCACCCAAAAAUGAUAAUGGUCAACAAGCAAUUACAGCACGAUUUAACACACAGAAAACGUUUAAAACUGCUUAUGAUCUUCAUAAAAUGCGAUUCGCCUUUACUUUAUGGACAAAACAAAAUGGUGAAAAAGAAUUUAAACGAUGUGGAGAUACACAAUAUAUCAGUUCGAUUUCAACUGAAGAUAGAACAUAUACGAAAUCCUAA
Molecule: messenger RNA, 1608 nt
Organism: Adineta steineri
Lineage: Eukaryota; Metazoa; Rotifera; Eurotatoria; Adinetida; Adinetidae
Source: the annotation of a GenBank genome assembly